Molecule: messenger RNA, 1956 nt
Organism: Nelumbo nucifera (sacred lotus)
Lineage: Eukaryota; Viridiplantae; Streptophyta; Magnoliopsida; Proteales; Nelumbonaceae
Product: Glycosyltransferase family 61 protein
Molecular function (GO): glycosyltransferase activity
Source: RefSeq, a predicted model, not a curated record
GGCAGCUAGCUAAAACCCAGCUGUGUACGUAUGGUCGAAAUAUUGAAGUUUAGCUCUGGAAGAUAAGGCAAAGAUCCUAGCUAGCUAGCGUUGCUUCCCCACGUAAACAUACUCCCUCGCUCUGAAUGUCCAAAGAGAAAGCAUAUGCCGACAAGGUGGCGCUCCACCAGAGCACCGGAGUUGCUGAGAUAGAGAAUGUGGCAUACAACGCCAUAUUUGCCAAAAGUUUCAGUCGGAAUGAACAGAAGAAGUUGGGGUGUGGGGCGUUGGCAGUAUUCUUGAUGAUUGUGCUAAGUCUCUGCACUGUGCUUAAGCCUUACUUGGGUCCUCUACCAAUUUUGAAAUUGCGGGUGCCAGUGGAUUCUGGAGUAUAUAUGCUCACGGUUGAGGAUACAAUGAGCAGUUCUUUUGAGCAAAAAAAGGAGGAUUUAAGCAGAUAUCAGCCAAUAGUUGCAGAGAAAGAAGUGAUAAAAGAGACUAAGAUAAUGUGCAAUGUGUCGGAACGAAGAUCGGAUUUUUGUGAGGUCGACGGAGAUGUUAGAAUUCAGGCGAACUCCUCCACCAUCUUUGCUGUUUCAUCAUCUCAAACGGGUAUUCCGGAACCGGCAGGAAAUGACUCAUGGGCUAUCCGACCCUAUGCUCGGAAAGGAGAUAAAGCUGCGAUGGGAAGCGUUAACCAGUUGUGGGUGAAAUCAUUUGCUGGUCAUGAAGAAGCAGCCCCUCAGUGCACGCUAAAUCACAGCGUUCCGGCCAUAGUUUUCUCCACUGGUGGAUACACUGGUAACAAUUUCCAUGAGUUCACCGACACACUGAUUCCUCUUUUUAUUACUUCUCGCCAAUUCAAUGGAGAAGUUCAGUUCGUCGUAACCGAUUACAAAGCUUUCUGGGUGAACAAGUAUCAAGUAAUACUGAAACAUCUCUCCAGAUACGAGAUCAUCAACAUGGACAAGGACCAUCAAAUCCACUGCUUUCCGCGAGUGGUAGUGGGUCUUAAGUGUCACAAGGAAUUGAGCAUUGAUCCAUCAAAAUCUCCAAAUGGGUACUCCAUGCUGGACUUCACAGAGUUCUUGAGGAGCUCCUAUUCAUUGAAGAGGGGGACAGUGACCAGGAUUGGUGAUCGUGGGCACAAGAAGCCUAGGCUUCUGAUUAUAUCAAGGAAGAGAACUCGAUCAUUUAUGAACGUGGGUGAGAUAGCUAAGAUGGCUAGACGCUUGGGCUAUAAGGUAGCUGUAGCAGAGGCCACGUCAAACUUGUCACAGUUCGCACAAGAUGUAAACUCCUGCGACGUGUUGAUGGGGGUUCAUGGGGCUGGACUGACUAACAUGAUUUUUCUUCCUGCUAAUGCAAUACUAAUUCAGAUUGUUCCUUUUGGCUUAGAUUGGUUGGCUACGUAUGACUUUGGAAAGCCGGCUUUAGACAUGAACAUUAGGUACUUGGAAUACAAGAUUAAAGAAGAGGAGAGCUCUCUGAUACAGCAAUACCCAUCUGACCAUGCAGUGUUUAGAGACCCCCCUUCAGUUCACAAGUAUGAUUGGCAAGCAUUUAGGGCUCUAUACUUGGAUAACCAAAAUGUCAAGCUUGAUGUACGCAGGUUUAAAGCAACACUGUUAAAAGCCAUUGAGCUUUUCCAUCAGUAGAUCUAGUACGUUAAUGGUGUUCUCUCUAUAUAUAUAUGGAAAACUCAAAAAUGUCUUCUCCAUCAGAAGAGCUGUUUUAUACACAACAGCUAGCUCAUUGUUUUGUAGUUGGUGCAUGCUUCUGAUCUGUCUUUCGUAUUUGUUGUAUAUAGGCCUUGGGUAGUGGCUUAAUUAGCUUUAGCCCAAGAUGAGUUAAUUAAAGGAAGAGAUUAAUCUACCCAGAUUUCAAUGCAUUAAUUGAUUAUGAUUUUAUUAUCCUGCCUAUUUAUCAAGUUGUUAGCAUUGUAUUAGGUGGGAUUCCAUUCACAUGUUGAAAUGA